Molecule: messenger RNA, 373 nt
Organism: Spirometra erinaceieuropaei
Lineage: Eukaryota; Metazoa; Platyhelminthes; Cestoda; Diphyllobothriidea; Diphyllobothriidae
Source: the annotation of a GenBank genome assembly
AUGUCCCUCCCGUCGCCCCACUCGUCGUCACCAGACUGGCAGGGUGAGUCCGCUCACUCUGGCAGCCUGGAAUGUUCGUUCCCUUUUAGACAAUCCGCGGAGCAACCGACCGGAAAGGAGGACAGCGUUAGUGGCACGAGAACUGGCGCGCUACAAGGUGGACAUCGCCGCACUCAGCGAGACCCGUUUCUCCGAACAAGGCCAACUGGAGGAGGUGGGUGCCGGCUACACCUUCUUCUGGAGCGGUCGACCCAGGGCAGAGCGACGGGACGCGGGUGUCGCCUUCGCCAUUCGGACCGACAUCGUGGGACGACUGCCCUGUUUGCCGCAGUGCAUCAACGAUCGUCUGAUGAGCCUCCGCCUGCCUCACUGA